AUGCCUUGUUGUUCGCGUAAAAAAACAGAUGGUAUAGAACCACAACCAAUUGACCGAAAUAAAGAAAAGAGUGCAAUAGACUCAAAUAAUUCUUCGAAUUCUGGAAUUGACUAUUCAAUUACAAUAAAAACAGGUAAUUAUGACAACUCAACUACAAAUGGACCUGUUUAUAUAAAAAUUUUUGGUCGCGACAAUAAACAAACUGAAGAUUUACUCUUAACGAAUUCUCCUAAUGAUAAAUCAUUUCAAUCAGAUUCAAUAAAAAAAUUUUCAGUUAAAGGUGCUGAUAUUGGUAAACCACACCGUAUUAUUAUUCGACAUGAAGAUAAUGAAAAUGAAUGGUUUAUUGAUUAUGUUGAAAUAUCAGUUCAUAAUUUUUUAAUCAGAUUCGUUGCUAAUCGAUGGUUAAGUGCAACAAAACACGAUCAAAAAUUAUCCGUUGAACUCUUUGGCUCUGAACAACCAGCUGCUCUAUAUAAUGUAGAAGUUCAGACGGGUAGUGAACAAAUUGAACCUCUGGAUUCACCAGUCUAUAUACAAAUACAUGGAACAACAACAAGAACACCAAAAAUUUUCUUAGAACCAAAAGAUGCUUCAUUUACGAAAGAUUCAACAGUUAACUUUGAUAUUUCAAGUAAUAAUGUUGGAGAGAUUCAAAAAAUUGUAAUUGGACAUGAAGGUACUGGUACAGUUAAUGAUUGGUAUUUAAAAAAUGUUAAAGUACAAACAAGUGCAGAACAACAAAAAUUUACUGUUAAUAAAUGGUUAAGUAAGACAAAAGGUGAUCAAAAAUUAUUUGUUGAAUUAAAUCGUAAUGCAAUAUCUCCACCUGAAAUCUAUUCGAUAACAAUUCGAACAGCAGAUGUUCAACGAAUUGAUACAAUAGAAAAUAUUGAAAUGAGUAUUCAUGGAUCAAAUGGACAUAUUGAUAAAAUCUUAUUAAAAGAUCACGUUAAAUCAAAUCAACAAAAAAUUUUUCAAAAAGGAAGUUUAGAUGAAUUUGAAAUAGAAGAUAAAGAUAUUGGAGAUAUUGAAAGUAUAACAAUUGGAUUUAAUGAUGAUGAACAAAUAUUUGCUUGGCUUUUAGAAUCUAUCGAUAUUAAAUAUAAAGAAACAGUUUAUCGUUUUCAAACACAAUGUUGGUUAUCAAGUCGUUUAGGAUCUAAUUUUAGUUGGAUAACAAUCAAACCUGAUACAAAUAAUGAUAAUAUUAAUUACAAAGUGAUUAUUGAAACGGGUGAUUCUAAAAUUGAUGCUAAUGUGAUAUUAUGUAUUUAUGGUGAUAAAGAUACAACGAAAAAUUUAGCUUUACGAACAACUAAAGAUGGUAGAUCAGCUAAAUUUGAUAAAGAUAGUCGUUUAGAAUUCGAUUUAAAAGAUAUUGAUGUUGGAAAAAUUCAAAAGAUUAAUAUUGGACAUGAUGGAAAAGGUGAUGAACAACAAUGGUUUCUAAAAUCAAUCGAAAUUGAAAAAAACGAUGAAUAUUAUCUAUUUAAAGCUUAUCGAUGGUUAAGUGAAGAACAAGAAAAUUUUAUUGAUCUGUUAUCAGAAGAAACACUUGAAGAAGAUCAAAUUUUAUAUAGAAUUAAAAUUAUUACAAGUUCAGAAGAUGAUUCAGGUACAGAUUCAAAUGUAUUUAUGAAAAUUUAUGGUGAAAAUGAUCAAACAAAACGAUUUCAAUUGAUUACAACUGAACAAGAUUCAAAAUUAUUAUUCAAAAAGGGUAAAACAGAUAAAUUUGAUAUUAAAUUAAACGAUGUUGGAAAUAUACAAAAAAUUAAUAUUGCACAAGAUGGAAAAGGUCUUCAUCCAGUUUGGCAUUUAAAAACCGUAGAAAUUCAAAAAGGAACAGAAUUCUACAAAUUUAAUGCUGAUGAGAUACUUGAUUUGUCCAUGUUAGAUGUUGAUCUAACACCUAUGCCACAUGUACGACUACAAUCUCCUAAACCUAUCAAAUCAGAAACUCCACCGAAGAGCAUAAUAAAAGUACAAGAAACAAUGUAUGAAGUUUUGCUACGAUUUGAUUCACGUCAAGAAACUCCAAUCGAUGAUGAUAAUAGUUUAUAUAUGAUUAUAUUUGGAGUUAAUGGUCAAACAAAAAAAAUGCCAUUAUUACUGAAUAAAAAUGGUGAAACUGAAUUUAAAACAAAUGAUGUUGGAAAAAUUUCAAAAAUAAUUCUCGGACAAGAUGAAACUAAACAUCAAGUUAUUUGGCAUGUUGACAAUAUAAUAAUUAAACGAGGAAAUGAAAUAACAACAUUUAAUGUUGAACGUUCAAUUGAACAAAAUACUCAAAUCGAACUAACACCUUCACCUAUUCGAAAACCUUCAGAAACCCCAACAAUUGGUGUCGAAACGAAAGCUAGACCAAGUAGUAAAAAACAAAAUGAUAUUGAUUAUGAAAUUAAAACUACUACAGGUGAAAAAUCAUUUGAUGGAAAAAUAACAUUUAAAAUUCGUGGUGAACUUGGUAUAAUUACAAUUCCAUUAACAAAAACAAAAACUGAUGCAAAACCAUUUCAAUCAAAAGCUACUGAUGAAUUUCUAUGUCGAACAAAUGAUGUUGGAAAACUUCGACGAAUUAUAAUUGAAUAUAAUGGAACAAAAAAUGAUAAUGUUUGGCAUUUAAAAAAACUUCAAAUUAUUAAAGGAAAUGAAAUUUAUAAUUUUAAUACUAAUAUACGUCUUGAUUAUCAUGAAAAUAAAGUUACUCUUUAUCCAAAUGAUCAAAGAAAAGAAGAUUUUGUACAAACUGAAUUACGUCGUUUAAGAGAAAAUCUUCAUAGUGAAUCAUUAAAACUACGUCGACCACUACAUAAAGCUCAUGAACCAUUUGUUUAUAAUGAUUUAAGACCAUAUUUUGAUACUAGUACUGUUGAAAAAGCAAUUCAUGAGCCAUUAGAAACUCCAACUGGUUAUUAUACACGUUUAACAGCACUUCGUAUUGUUGAACCAUGGGAAGCAUAUGGAAUGGAUUAUGGAGUUAAUUAUGAAUUGUUAAAACAACGGAGAUAUCGUACUCAAAGUGCUAAACGAUCAUUGCCCACUCAAAAUGGUAUGAUGAUUCUUCCACCACUUUCACUUCCGUUUGGUGGUCAAAUAACAUAUGUUAAUCCUGCUAAAAGUGAUCGUUCACGUUCAUCAGUAUCAUCUAAACGUCGAUCUUCAUCAAAACAUAAUGAUUCAAUUGAUCGAACACAAGGUUCAACUCAUUUACCAGAAUUUCCUUGUGUUGCUAUGCAAAAACCUGCUGCAUAUCAACGAACAUUGACAUUAAAUGAUGUUUCGAAAAUAAGAUCAUUUCUACGAACUCAUCAUACUCUUAAAGCUGAUUAUCAAAAAGAAAAAGAUUAUAAACGAACACAUGAUGAUUUUUAUCGAAUGAAAUUAGACAAUGCUGCUAGUCACACUCCAAUAAAUCGUGAUAAUAUGGUACGUGUCUAUCAUUCAUAUCUUGGAACUACACCUGGUUCAAAGAAAGCUGUACGUGAUCUUUGUGAUCAAAUACCUUUAAAUGCUACUAAAACAACUGUUGAAACUACAGUUUAA
Messenger RNA from Rotaria sordida, 3549 nucleotides. The record is from the annotation of a GenBank genome assembly. NCBI's taxonomy places the organism in Eukaryota, Metazoa, Rotifera, Eurotatoria, Philodinida, Philodinidae.